Molecule: messenger RNA, 4708 nt
Organism: Scophthalmus maximus (turbot)
Lineage: Eukaryota; Metazoa; Chordata; Actinopteri; Pleuronectiformes; Scophthalmidae
Gene: klhdc3
Product: kelch domain containing 3
Exons: 12
Coding region: 377-1525 (382 amino acids)
Cellular component (GO): cytoplasm
Molecular function (GO): protein binding; chromatin binding
Source: RefSeq, a predicted model, not a curated record
GGUGUUAUUGUACUUUUUGAUGCUUUUAUUUACAGUGAAUAAAACCGACAGUUCCUAUUAGUGUUGCAUUGGGGGCAGUGACAGGAACAGGACAUGACCUGCAGAACGAUGCUGAAGGUGGAUGUGGCUAUUUCCUGGGUGCCGCUCGUACCCGUGUCAAACUCGGUUCGUGUCCAACUCGCUUGAGCCUCGGUGGAAAGGAGCAGUUGGCUCGACUCGAGUCAGCGGCACCGGAUAGACCCCGUCUGUCCGAGCACCAGCGAGCCACAGCCGACUCGACCUGAAGGUUUUGACGGUGUUGGAUUGAUGGGGUCCAAGCGGGGCGACAAAGUGAUGGUCUAAGGACUCGCAGUCACAGAGGUGCUUGGCGCGUGGAAUGUUGCGCUGGUCGGUGCACCUAGAAGGAGGGCCGCGGAGAGUCAACCAUGCUGCUGUGGCGGUGGGGCACAAAGUGUACUCCUUUGGAGGCUACUGCUCUGGGGAGGACUACGAGACACUCCGUCAGAUCGACGUGCACGUCUUCAACACAGUGUCUUUGCGCUGGAUGAAGCUGCCUCCAGUGAGGACGGGAGGACACGAGCGUGCCUGUGAAGUGCCGUACAUGCGUUAUGGCCACACCGCUGUGCUGCUGGAUGACACUAUCUACCUCUGGGGUGGGCGCAACGACACUGAGGGGGCCUGCAAUGUGCUUUACGCCUUUGAUGUCAACAGCCACAGAUGGUUCACACCCAAGAUUUCAGGGACUGUUCCAGGGGCAAGGGAUGGCCACUCAGCCUGCGUCCUGCGGAAGGCAAUGUAUAUAUUUGGAGGAUAUGAACAGCUGGCUGACUGCUUCUCCAAUGACAUCCACAAGCUGGACACCACCUGCAUGGUUUGGUCAUUAAUCAAUGCCAGAGGCACUCCGGCACGCUGGAGAGACUUCCACUCUGCCACCAUCAUCGGGACAAAGAUGUUUGUGUUCGGAGGUCGAGCCGACCGCUUCGGUCCCUUCCACUCCGACAACGAGAUCUACUGCAACAAGAUCAAAGUUUUCGACACGGACACCAACUGCUGGCUGAGCAGCCCUUCAACGCAGCCGUUGCCAGAGGGACGCAGGAGCCAUUCGGCCUUUUCCUACAAAGGAGAGCUCUACAUAUUUGGAGGAUACAAUGCUCGCCUGGACCAGCACUUCAACGACCUCUGGAAAUUCAAUCCAGAAGCCUUUUCCUGGAAGAAAGUGGAACCGCAGGGGAAAGGCCCUUGUCCACGGAGACGGCAGUGCUGUUGUAUGGUGGGAGAUCGAAUCAUUCUCUUUGGAGGAACGAGUCCCUGUCCAGAGCAAGGAAUGGGGGAUGAAUUUAACCUCAUGGAUCAUUCAGACCUGUAUAUCUUAGACUUCAGCCCUAAUUUGAAGACAUUAUGCAAAAUAGCUGUUAUUCAGUACAGUCUGGAGCAGUCGGGACUCCCACACGAUAUCAGGUGGGAACUGGCAGCCAUGACCACCAACAGUAACAUCAGCAGGCCCAUCUUCUCCUCCCACGGCUGAUGAUGCUACUGAAUGUGAAGCAGAACCAGAGCUCUGUUUCAGGACACCGGGCUGUUCUCUUUCUAAUCAACUGAGACUGGGACUGUUUUUUUUCUUUCUGUAUUGGAUUUAUUUUCCACAUUCUUCGAGUGAAACUCAUUUACUGACCAAUAUAAUCCUGCCUCUGACUUCCUUGGGCGCCAUGAGCUUCCUCACGUCCAAGGAGAUUUUAACCCUCGAAGACGGUGGUCGUGUGAGACAGAAACCGCUGACACCUGUUCACCCUCUUUCUCCUCUUUUCUAGCCUCUCUAGAAAUCCAAUCAGCCUCUGAUAAUCAUGGACUUCAGAUCUUAAGCACAGGAAGAGACAUGAACUUCAGCUAAAGGUCUUGAGAGCGAACCUCCUUGGCGAGGAUGUCACACUCGACAGAGCUCCCCUGAAGAAACAAACGUGAGCCUUCUGUUCCAGACAUACAGUAAAGAGACUGAGGGGGUCAGGAGUUUGUAUAUCUCGCAGUUUUAACUUGGUCCUAAAAUCGUGUAAAACUACCAUGUCUAUUUAUGGCAUAAGUUAUUAUUGUUCAGGCUAACCGUACUACUUAGGUGUUAAAUGCAAGGAGAAAAUAUUUGGUACCACAACGUUGGGGUAGAAGGCUUAUAUGGAAGGUUCAGUUUGAGUUUUCAAUGCUUGGCUUUCUUCAUCCUAACUCGGCGGCCCACCCCCUUCUUAAGUGUCUCAAACGGGACUUGCAAGGCGGCUCGUCAGUCUUGCAAAAAUAAUCGAGUCCAUCUACCUCCGUCAAUAGAUCACCACGUGUCAUCGAGUCUUUAAUGAGGCGUCCGACAGAUUGAACAAUCUACAGUACUUUCUACCAGAAGAAGAAAAAAGCCUUUUCACAGGGAAUUUUGUGUUACCAACCCCCCGUUCCUGUAGUUUUGUUUUUUUUCUGUGCCAAAAUGUGGAAGAGAAUCACGAUGCAAAUACACACUGUGUACGUGUACAUCUACAAUGUAAUCCUAGCCCAUUGCUGUCAGGGAGAUCGCCUCUUAUAUGCAUAAUGUAAUUGUUCCUCUUGUAGACAAUCCUACAGCGUUCGGAGUCUCUCUGCGUGACCCACAUCUCCAGAGUGCAGGUGAAAAAACGCAAGGCACGCCCGCGUGUUUGUGUACGACUACGAGCGAGGCCACACCUGAGCAGACGACGUGAAUGCAUAAGGGCUGUUAUUAGAUCACACACUCGCCACAGAGCUCGGAAAUAACUUGGAAUCGCUUCAAUCAAGGUUGUUUAUUCAGGUUUGCGUUUGUACCAAUUACAAAUUUUAGAGCAAAACUUCUUUUUAUGACUUUUAUGUCAGACCACUUUAAUGAAAGGAUAAGCUUGAUGAUAUUCAGUAUUUUUGAUUCUGUCAACAACAGCAGCUGGGCUCCGCAGCUUUACUCAAUCAAGUGUUACUCAAUCAGGAGUAAAGAUGAAUUGUUGGGGAAUCUUUUCAGCCAAUCGUGUAUCUAGAGCUGACUCAAAUCAAUUCCUUCAUUGUUGGGAAGAAACAAAUGCAAAUCUUUGACUCAUAUAUGUUUGUUUUUAAUAGUUUCUGUCUAACGCCGAAAGCUGACACCAGGCUGUGGAUUCAUCAAUUGUUGAUUUUGGUCUUUGUUGACAAUAAGAAGAUAUAGAAUAUCACCAGACAUAUUCUUUCAGUCUUAUAAAUAAGGAUAAUAGCUAAUAAAACGAGGAUGCAUAUUCUGCCUUCUUAUUUUAACAUUAGUACUACUACAAAGCCCUAAACCUUUGCAAAACUAAGAUGUGAACAGGAACCAUGUUACCACACACUUGUGAGCUGCAUCGAUGCGGUUCAGUGCUGGUCUUUGGGGCCGAGUGUGCUGCUGCUUUCUGUUCUGCCCAGUGGUUAAAUUUGAACUGGGUCAGUCUGUCCCCCAUCGGCUUGGUAGAAUUUUGACUUGUCUCCCGAUCGGCAGGACUGAAAUAACGUUGACCUACGAAAUAACUGUUUACAAAUCUGUGUAUUUCACGUUAAGCAGUGUAAAAACAAUCUUGAAGUCGCCAGAUAACUGCACUAAAGCCAAAUGUGGCAUGUCAGGCCUUACAGCUAGGAGACGCGUCGUUGCUGCUUUCUGCCUAAAUAGACUCCAGAGUGUGAGACGUCUGCCCGCCCGGACCCAGUCUGAUUUUAUUGAACGACCGGACCGGUCGUGCCGACGUGACCCAGCGACUCUUACGCUCUUCUGCACUGCACACGCAAAUGGACAUAUCACACACGUGAAACCCCUCAGUAACCCAGUUGCUUGGACUAUACAACAGGUAAUGCAGUAAAACCACAGGGAAGCUAACAGGUGUAUAUAUACAUAUAUACAAAAAACAACUUCUGGUGAACAAAUCAAACUGUUUGUGACACCAAAUGGUCGUCGGUCAAACUGAUGAUAUCUGUUCAUUUGUAAUGUGUGGUGUGGGAGUCAUUUCUUUUCUUUUUUUUAAUUUCAGGAUUUGGGUCUUUUUUGUUGUUGCUUGAAGAUUAUGGGUGAUGGUAUUUUAAGUCAAGAACCUUUCUAGGAAUAUGAUAUCAAGUAAGUGACAAUGUCAAUUACUAGGGUCAUAAAUAAAAUACCUGCAUUAAAAAAAAAAACGAAUCCUCAGUGAUGGUCACUCACUUACUGCCAGUAAGGCCAUGUGUUCGUGGCAUUACAUUUUCAGUGGCACUGAUGUAAAACCACACGCGUUUUCUGCGGCUCCUCUCUCACGUCGCGUUCAACUCUGUGGGAAGGUUGGUUUUUUUUUGCAAGAAGUUGUUCAAACCUCCCGGGGGUGACGCGUGCUUUACCAAAAUAAAAGCAUCAUUCGAUCAUAGUGCACAUUCAUAAUAAAGUGAGCAGUAAUUAUUUGCCAAGCAGAAGUCCUAACUGAUUUCAAUGCGAAGGAGUGUAUGCUAUCUGCAAGGACUUACAAUAUGGUGAUGAAUAAUUCAUGAACAACGAUGAAUGCUUGGGGGGGAUCAGAACAAAGUAUGGGGUGUGUUUUGAAUCAGUUUACAACUGUGCAAGCUCCCAAUGCUUUUUUUAAAAAUAUAUAUUUUACUCAUGUUUAGAGGGGACUCUAAAAUCUGUCAAGGUGGGUCAGGACUUCCUGUGCAAUAUGCUUUAUAACUGUAUCAACAAUAAAAAAGACAAUUUGAGUUGUUAACAUCUGGA